Molecule: messenger RNA, 2142 nt
Organism: Lindgomyces ingoldianus
Lineage: Eukaryota; Fungi; Ascomycota; Dothideomycetes; Pleosporales; Lindgomycetaceae
Product: LACT-domain-containing protein
Exons: 3
Coding region: 53-1927 (624 amino acids)
Biological process (GO): triglyceride biosynthetic process; lipid storage
Cellular component (GO): cytoplasm; perinuclear endoplasmic reticulum
Molecular function (GO): phospholipid:diacylglycerol acyltransferase activity
Source: RefSeq, a predicted model, not a curated record
CAACUUUCUCCCCCUCCCCCUCCCCCUCCCCUCUCCUCUUUACUCCCCGCAAAUGUCUUUCCUCCGACGCCGCUUCGGCGGCGGCGGCACCGGCUCCUCCACAGAACCCUCCCGUGAACCCACCCCCGACCUAGACAAAGCAGACGAUCUCCGGGUCAUCACGGCCAAGAAGUUGCACAACCUCUCUCAGCCAAAGAAUAGCAAAAAGAGGAACUUCUGGAUAUUCGGGCUGGGCGGUGUUUUUGGGUUGGUGGUUGCGGCUUUUUUUGCCGGGAGUAAUGACAUGAUUGAUUUGUCCGGGUUGGAGGGAAUGAAUCUAGAGAGUAUUUUCGAUGCUUUGCCUGCGGGGUUAAUAAGCGAUGCGCAGCAGCUACAGAAGCACGAACGGGAUGCUGUGAAUUACGAUUCCUUUGCCGUCGGCCUCCAUGCGCGUUCGCAAGGUGUACACGCUUCACAUCCCGUUAUAAUGAUUCCCGGAGUCAUUUCCACCGGCCUUGAGUCCUGGGGAACUGAGGAGUCGUCAAGGCAGUAUUUUCGCAAGAGGCUUUGGGGUUCGUGGACAAUGAUGCGGGCGCUGGUGCUGGACAAAGCACUUUGGAAGAAGCAUAUCAUGCUAGAUAAAACUACCGGCAUGGAUCCACCAGGAAUCAAGCUUCGCGCUGCACAGGGCUUCGACGCCACUGAUUUCUUCAUCACCGGAUACUGGAUAUGGAACAAGAUCCUCGAGAACCUCGCCACCAUUGGCUACGAUCCCACAAACGCCUUUACCGCAGCAUACGACUGGCGCAUGUCGUACAUGAAUUACGAAAACCGCGACCAAUACUUCACUCGUCUCAAAACCCACAUCGAAGUCGAAGUCCGCGUCUCGAACAAAAAGGUCGUCCUUCUCUCCCACUCCAUGGGCUCCCAAGUCCUGUACUAUUUCCUCCACUGGGUCGAAGCUGAGGGCUACGGAAACGGCGGCCCCUCCUGGGUUGAGUCUCACGUCGAUUCCUGGAUCAACAUUAGCGGCUGCAUGCUCGGCGCCGUGAAAGGCCUGCCUGCUGUCCUCUCAGGCGAAAUGAAAGACACGGCCCAACUCAACGCCUUCGCCGUCUACGGUCUCGAGAAAUUCCUUUCACGUCACGAACGCGCAGAAAUAUUCCGCGCAAUGCCUGGAAUCUCCUCUAUGCUGCCUAUGGGAGGAAACGCGGUCUGGGGCGACGCGGGUUGGGCUCCUGAUGAUGAACCAGGACAGAACACCAGUUUUGGCAACUUCAUCCGAUUUCGGGAUAGCAAUUCUACGCUAGCGAGCCAGAACCUCACCAUUGAAGAUAGCUUACCGUAUUUAUUCCGCAACAGCGAGGAUUGGUAUAAAGAUAUGGUGCAAUCGAGCUAUUCACAUGGUGUCGCACACACGGCGAAAGUCGUCGAAGACAAUCAGCGCAUCCCCGCCAAAUGGAUCAAUCCACUAGAAACGCGGCUUCCACUUGCCCCUCAUUUGAAGAUAUACUGCUUCUACGGCGUGGGAAAGGAGACAGAGCGUGCGUAUUAUUACAAAGAAGAUACUGACCCACUUAGCAAGACAAAUGUGACCAUCGACACGAGCUACAGCAACGGGAAAACAGAUCACGGCGUGGUAAUGGGCGAGGGAGAUGGUACGGUGAACUUGCUGUCCGCGGGGUAUAUGUGUACGAAGGGGUGGAGGAUGAAGAGGUAUAAUCCAGCGGGUGUGCAGAUUAAGACGUAUGAGAUGCCGCAUGAGCCAGAUAGGUUUUCGCCUAGGGGUGGACCGAAUACGGGCGAUCAUGUCGAUAUUCUCGGCCGCUCGUCUCUCAACGAUCUGAUUCUCCGUGUUGCGGGGGGGAGAGGCGAGCUCAUUGAAGAAAGUAUCCAUUCGAAUAUUAGGGAGUAUGCGGAGAAAGUCCGUAUAUAUGACAAAGAGUAAGCCCAUUGUAAUUUUCGAGACGGUUACGGUCACGAAUCACCGCUCUUCAGGAGGGCGUUUUGGAUAAGGAGGGUUCGAAAGAAUCAAGCAAACGAUACCAGAUAGACGAAUGUUACGCGAGUUUUUGACGUUAGAGGAAUUUUGGUCUGUUGGUUUAGAUUUUAUUACUUCACAUUAUGCUUAUCUUUAGUAUAGCAACUACUUUCUCGAUCUAU